Molecule: messenger RNA, 1467 nt
Organism: Peniophora sp. CBMAI 1063
Lineage: Eukaryota; Fungi; Basidiomycota; Agaricomycetes; Russulales; Peniophoraceae
Source: the annotation of a GenBank genome assembly
AUGCACAUCGAAGAUCUCAAUCUGGACAUCCUUGCUGUCAUUUUCGAGUUCUGUGCGGACAAUACAGAAACGCGCUUGGCAUAUCCGAGUCCGCAUAAUCAUCUGGGAUGGACGCGUCUUGCGGGAGUGAACCGGCGAUGGCGUGGACUGCUUCUCGCUAUGCCACGGCUCUGGGGACUAGUCGUAUCAUAUGCCCCAUCCAAAACGAUGUUCGACAUCUACCUUUCCCGCUCGCGGAACGCCCCGAUAGUGCUCUACUACCCGCCUUGGGUGAACUAUAAUGGUACCACCAUCUUUCCGAUCAAAUCGAUUGACCAUGACUUGGUUCCCCGAGCACAGACACUCAUUGAUCACGGCUACGCAGAGCACAAUCGAUUGAUAUUCACCGGACGCACUCUUCCCUUGCUCCAAUUCUUCCGCACCGCCAACUGCCAGGAUCCCGACCAUCCCCUCGUCGCCCCGUCCUUGCUGCACCUGCACUCUUCCGGCAUCCAGCUAUCGAUUCAGGCUCCGAAUCUACGUAUCUUGUACAUUGAAUACAGCCGAGAUGACCGGGAGCGACUUGUGGGGCUACCAGCCGCUUUAGCGGCGUAUCCUUGCUUGGAAGAGGUCACGAUCGAACCUGAUGCUUAUUAUAAACGGCUUGACUGGCGCGAUCUCCAUCUUGAUAUCAGGGCGGGUAUAGCAAAUUUGGACCGAGGACAGCUACCGGUCCAGAUGCCUCGCCUUCAGACCUUCACGAUCUCUGCUAGCGCCUUAUACCUCGCUUUCUUCUGGCGCUCUGUCGUCCUAUCUCAUACCGCAACCGUCCAAUUCACCGCGUCGGGCGGUUAUGUUGCGGAUAACGUGGAACUCCUCUCGGCUAUUCAAACGCGCCUUUCCAGCCCUUUGUGCGACACACUGAGCAUCGCGGCUCAUUCACGCGUAAAGUUUGAGGACCGUCGUGGCGAGUGGCAGGUCACGAAGGUCGUGCUGUCUCGCGGGACAGAGUCUGAUUCGAUCGGAUCGUGCACGGUUGCGUUUGUGGACGAUACGGGUCAUUCCGCGUUCACGAGUGCAGUCCUCCUGCAUUCCGGCCCCGUUGGCGAAUACCUGCGCACGCUGGUCUUGGACUUCGACACGAGGAGGAAUAGCGUGCCACCGCUGGCGUCAUACUUCGAGGGUGCUUAUGCGUCCAUUGAGACUCUAAAGCUCCGCGGUACCGCCUCUACACUGGGGGAUUUUCUCGACGUCUACGAGCUCCCCCAUCUGCAGACGUUGGUCUUUGAUUGCAGAGACCAGUACGACGCCAGAGAGAUGGAGUGCCUUCUAAGGCAACUACGAUCGCGUCAGUCGAAACUCCGGCGUCUUGUUCUGCGUGGCGAAACGACAUUCACCGAUGAGGCGCAACUGAAGGGAGAGAUCGGGACGUUGCGCCUGAACAAGGCAGCAGAGGUCGUUGAAGAUGAACGAACUUGGGUUGUUUGA